AUGAAUUAAUGUGAAGAUAUAAUUGUGAAAUGUCCUAAUCCAGAACAUACUAAGAAUGUUAAAUAAGUAUGUUUUGAUGAGUCUUGUAAAGAAUAGAGAUUAUAUUGUCAUGAAUGUAUUAAAAUUGGAAUGCAUGUUACUCAUCAUUAACAUUAAGAAGAGUUGCCAUUCCUAUUUGAACAUAUUUCAAGAAUUGAAAAAGAAUCUGAUGAUUUAAUAAAUAGAAUCAAUAAAUAAAUGGAUUUGAUUUACAAUGACUUCUUUUUAUUAAUUGGAGGAAUUAGAUCUAAAUAUCAGAUAUCUAAAUAAUAAUUACUCACUUUAAAUUUUCAAUAAAUUAAUUCUUUCUUAACUUAGAGUAUCCAUUUCAAAUAAUUUAAAUUAACUAUGGAAAAAUUGUUAUAACAAUUCAUAAAGGAAUUUUAAGAUAAAAUAAAGAAAUUACAGCAUGAUUUAAAUUUAUCUGCAUUAGAUUAUUAUCAAAUAUCUAAAAAAAAUAUCGAAAAAUCAGAAGAAUUGUAUAAAAAGGGUAAUUACAUUAAUGAUUUAGGAUAUAAAUUAUAUUGGGAUGAAGACAAAUAUGAGGAGGCUAUUAACAUAUUUGAUUAAGCAUUGAAUUUUAAUUCAAAACAUUAAUUAUCAUUAUUUUGUAAAGGUAUGAUUAAAUUUGAAUGUAUUAGCUGAUAGUUUAAGGAUGCUUGGUUAAUAUAAUGAAGCUAUCAUUUGGGCAGAUAAAGCUUUGUAAGUAGAUCCAAAGCAUUGUAAUUCAUUAUUUACUAAAGGUAUGAUUAAAUUUGAAUGUAUUAGCUGAUAGUUUAAGGAUGCUUGGUUAAUAUGAUGAAGCUAUCAUUUGGGUAGAUAAAGCUUUGUAAGUAGAUCCAAAGCAUUGUAAUUCAUUAUUUACUAAAGGUAUGAUUAAAUUUGAAUGUAUUAGCUGAGAGUUUAAAGAUGCUUGGUUAAUAUAAUGAAGCUAUCAAUUGGGCAGAUAAAGCUUUGUAAGUAGAUCCAAAGCAUUGUUAUUCAUUACAUACCAAAGGUAUGAUUAAAUUUGAAUGUAUUAGCUGAGAGUUUAAGG
Messenger RNA from Paramecium octaurelia, 1075 nucleotides. Lineage: Eukaryota; Ciliophora; Oligohymenophorea; Peniculida; Parameciidae. The record is from the annotation of a GenBank genome assembly.